AAAAUGUUUUUUAAAUCUACAGUUGGACAGGGAUACAGGGUAGCUUUGGAACAUCAUGUGGAGCGCAGAAAGGGUAUUUUUGCCGAGAAUCUUUUGGAUCUUCGAGCGAAGACGAAAGAUCGAUUUCAGUUAAAGCAAAAACCUGAAAAGCUGAAUAUAUUUUUAGACGAUGGAACAGAGGUGGAAGACGAUGAAUAUUUGAAGACUAUAAAACCCAACUCACUUCUAGUUGUGAGAGUUGAAGGGAUGAAACCUAAAAGAGAAACUAAGUUUAACGUUGUGAAUACAAAUAUAUUUGAUCAUUUUCUCAGUUUGGUUCGAUGGAGUGGAGGAAAGGAUUCAAUUUAUCAGGAAGUUCUCGAGUUUAUGCGAGAAGAUUUUGAGACAAAGUACACAGAAAUCAGGGAUGGAACUUUAAGAAUUAUUACACCGGCUCAGCAUCUUUUGGGGCCUAAAAACCCCUUCGGCUCGGAUGGUAAGAUGAUGAGACUUGCCUUCCCUCCCUCGUUAUUUUGGCUGUUAUUGUUUUGUUGCAGUACACGUGACGAGGAUCCUGAUUGGUUCGGAGACCUCAAUACCCGAGCUAAAACAAAGGAGGAGUUUAUGUACAGAAACUGUCAGGCAAGAAUAAGGGGAUACUUAUCCCGUGCUGAACUCCAGCUCAAGGAAUGGAAGGGUUCCAUGAAAGCGCGGGAAAUGUUCCAGAAAAUUUGUGAAAGUUUCCGCCUGGAACUGAAGGGGAACGGGUUCCAUGGAGAAAUGUUCCAAAGAUCUGCUCAGCAGAUUAACAGAAUUUGUGACAGUGCGGGCUUAUUCAAAUGCGAAGGCUUAUACCGGGAACCACGGUGCUCCUAUUCAGCAGCAGGAGAAAAAAAUCAGGUUCAUGAGAUAAACCCAUAUAGGAGUAGGGAACACAGAAUACUCUUCUCAACCUGGAAUCUAGAUCAUGUCAUAGAGAGAUCCCGCAGUAUUGUCCCUAGCAUGAUAGAAGCUGUAGAAACUUUGGAAAAAUCAAAGAAAAAACUUAAGAUUAACAAUGAAUACUUUUAUUCUCUUCUAUUCACACGAAAGAAUCUUCGCCUUGUUCACAUAGUCUGCCACGACAAACAGGAGCAUGGGUCUGCUAAAUGUAACAAAGCUUUGUACUUCAAAUAAACCGCAGUGCUACAGUCGUUGUUGUAUAUUUCGAUCCAAUGAACACAACUUUUGAUUUUAAUUUUUGAUUUAUACCAAGAUUUUUAACAGAAUAAAUAAACAUAAACAUGAAAACAUAUAGAAGUUAGAAGCUGUCAAUUAACAGCUUCUCUCAGUUUACUUGCAAUGUUGUCAUUUGAAAAAAGUUUAUCAAAAAUCAAAAGAAAAGUCGUUUUCAUCGUAUUGAUAAUAGCGCCUACCACUGUUGUAUCUAUAUCUUAUUUGUACUUCAAACAAGCCAUUGUGCCUUUUGCUGUAUUAAUUUGUACUUUAAAUAAACCACUGUGCUAGUA
Eurytemora carolleeae is the source of this 1487-nucleotide messenger RNA. RefSeq names its product DNA fragmentation factor subunit beta (gene Drep4). Gene Ontology annotation, biological process: apoptotic process; apoptotic DNA fragmentation. Bases 4 to 1155 code for a protein of 383 amino acids. The transcript is spliced from 15 exons. Gene Ontology annotation, cellular component: cytoplasm; nucleus. The record is from RefSeq and is a predicted model, not a curated record. Gene Ontology annotation, molecular function: DNA endonuclease activity. Lineage: Eukaryota; Metazoa; Arthropoda; Copepoda; Calanoida; Temoridae.